Ylistrum balloti is the source of this 2253-nucleotide messenger RNA. RefSeq lists its product as uncharacterized. Gene Ontology annotation, biological process: DNA recombination; DNA integration. The transcript is spliced from 9 exons. Bases 1 to 2253 code for a protein of 750 amino acids. NCBI's taxonomy places the organism in Eukaryota, Metazoa, Mollusca, Bivalvia, Pectinida, Pectinidae. Gene Ontology annotation, molecular function: DNA binding. The record is from RefSeq and is a predicted model, not a curated record.
AUGGUCAGAGAGAUUUACAAGAAGAUUGGAAUUGUGACAGUAGUUCGUGACUGGGUCUUUAAUUCACUUUCAUUAUACAGUGUGCAGCCAUUAGAUGAAUACAAAUUUACUGCAGAGGAAAACAUGUCUGAAGAUGAUGAGAAUGAUGCAAGCGACAAGGACAGUGAGAUGGAUUUUUUUGGUUGCGGUGAUGAUGAUGAGAAAGAUCCAGAUUAUGCAGAUUUGGAGUCGGAAUCUAAAGAAGAAGAAGAAUAUGUGUCAGAUUCAUCAGGGAUAUCAGAAUUAUUCCCAGUUCAAAGUAAUUCCAAGUCAGUUGAAGCAUUGCGCAAAAAAAGAGCCAAUAUAAUUACUGAAAAAGAACAGAAACCAUUGACAGUAGACCCAUAUUCAGCAACUGGCAUAGAUCCUGUUAGAGUACAGGCAAGCAAAAAUAAGGAUGGCAUCAGAAUUUGGGAUAAAAUUCAUUAUUGUAUGUACUGUGGAGAAGGAUUUACAAACAUUACCAAACAUUAUCUAGGACCCCACAAACAGGAAAUGGAGGUGCAACGGAUCUUGUCCUUACCCUUGAAGUCAGAAAAAAGAAAAUUGGCAUUGAUGAAACACAGGAAUAGUGGAGAUUAUAAACAUAAUGUUGAAGUGCUAAAGAAUGGAACUGGAACAUUGGUUACAUGGACAAGAAAAGAUAAAACAACAACCACAGCAAAAGAAUACCUGCCUUGUGAAGAUUGUCUAGCCUUUUUCUUGGAUAAAAAUUUGUGGAGACAUAGGAAAAUUUGCCCAUUUCGAAAAAAUGAUAGGAAUCAAAAAAGAUUAAAGUCACAGGCAUCUCUUCUGCUGCCAAGUUCAGUUGUGAUCAGUGAGGGUCUUCAAAGAAAGGUGUUGAGUCGUAUGAAUACCGAUGAAAUUACUAUGGUUGUGCGAAAUGACCCAGUCAUUUUACGUAUAGGGGAAAAUUGUUCCAGAAACAUGGUCACCUACCUCAUCUGUAUCCACAUAAAGCUCUGCGGUUACGUUGAAGAAAACAACAAGUACAGCAAUCCUUCUCUGGCACUGAAAAUUGGACACCUGUUGAAAAAAUGUGCAAAGGUAAAGAAGGCAAUGUCUUUGAUAUCUGCUGACACUCAAUCAGGAUCAAAUGCUGAUGCAUUCCUCACAUUGUGUGAAAGUGAAUGGAGCGAUGAUGUGUCCAUCGCUGCAUUACAGACUCUUAGCUCAGAGAAGAGGAACAAAGGAUCUAUCUUGCCACUGACAGAGGACAUCACCAAAAUUCAAAGAUUUCUGAAGGAGAAGUCAAGCUCAUUGACAGCAGAGAUUGAAGAUUCUCUCAGUCUUGUGGAGAAGAUGCUAUGUGAUACAUUUGAGAGAGUAGAAAUAAGAGGAAAGAAAGGAAGAACAGUGCCAGUUCUACUUACACCUUGUUUGAUUAAGAACAUUGAUUGCCUUAUGAAAUACAGAGAGGAGUCUGGUGUUAGUAAGGAAAACCCUUAUCUAUUUCCACGUUCAUCGUUUGAAUCCCUAAACCCGAUAAGGAGUGCAGAUUGUUUACGGCGGUUCGCACAAGAUGCCAGACUUGAGAAACCAGAAAACCUCACCAGCACACAGUUAAGAAAACAUGUGGCAACUAUUUCACAAGUACUGAACCUCAGCAAAUCCGACCUGGAGAACAUGGCCAAUUUUCUUGGACAUGACAUAGAGAUUCAUAGAUCCUUCUAUAGAAUUCCACAACAAACUCUUGAGAUUGCAAAAAUGGGAAGACUUUUGACUGCAUUUGACAAUGGAACUGUUAGCAAAUACAGUGGAAAGACACUGGAUGAAAUCCCAGUUGAUGAUGUUGAAGAAUUGCAGCUUGAUGGUAAUAUAAGCAGUGAUGACUGUUUUGAGAGUGACUCCGAGAAAGUGUCUGGUCACCAAUUGUUUGACUGCAGCAAGAAAGGAAAUGGUUGUAGUUCGUCUACUAAGAAAGAGAAGGUCAAAUUGUCCACAUGUCAGAGUGACACUCUUCGCAGAGAAUUUCAGGAAAAGAUAAACUUACAAACGGAGUUGAAGCACGAGGACUCAAGACUGAUGACCCCCCUUGAUCCUGACUAUGUUCCCUCAGGUUCUACGGGCUAUGAACCACUACGGCCUACAACUUCUGAAUCUAACAGACAUAUUCGACUCCGCAAGAGGGAGGAAGAGAUGGCUAGAAAGGAGAAUAAUUCUGAAGCUGCCAGCAAUUUAAUAGAAUUGUCUGCAUCCCAACCCAACAUUUAG